AUGUCGGCGGACCUGUUUGCCCAGUUCGGUCCGUUCUCGCCCGGCAGCCAGGCGACGAGCUCGCCGUCGGCCCAGACGCCCGCCCACCGCAGCAGCAACAGCCGGCCAGCCGACGACCCGUUUGCCUUUCUCACCACAGCCCUGUCGCAGACGCCGGUCGCUGCCACAGCACCUGGACCAGCCUCAGCUCCAGCUCCAGCACCAGAUACCGACGACGAUGACGCCUGGGGCGACUUUGAAGACGCCUCGGCAGUGCCGGACGUGACGACAACCAGAUCCAUCUCGUAUCAGGCCUUUCCACCCGCUCCUCAGCUGCAGCCACCACCACCACCACAACAGCCCAAGACGCGCGUGGUGCGGUCGUCGACCAUCGAUCUCAUGACCAACACCCUCAUUCAUUUUGACAGCACGCCCGCCACACAGACACCUAUACCUGAGCCCACCAUUGGCCGGACUGCAGACCAGCUCCAGCCGGUCCCGACGCUUCCGAAGCCACAGCGGCCUGCCAACUCGAACGUGCUCUUUGACGCCGAGGACUACGACGGAACCGAAGGACUCGAUCUCGAUGACGACAAAGACGACGACGACGACGACUUUGGCGCCUUUGAGACGGCACAGCCGACUGCCACGGCUCUGACAGACCUCCUCUCUCUGUCGGACGCAACCCCAGCAGUUCCGGCUGCCCGUCAGAGGAAGCAGCCACCGGCGCAGCUGCUGUCUGUGGCGAGCUUUGGCGACACCGCCUCGCUGGCCAGCCCUCUGGCUGCCUCGGCCAGCUACCCACAUCCGCUCAAGUCGCCCUCUUUCCGGGACCGUAACCCGUUUCCCGGUCUCGUGGUCACAACGCCCAGCGCGUCUGCCUUCCCGACCGAGCAGGUGGCCAACCGGACACCGUCGCCCAUCACCGUGUGGCCGACCCUGGACAGCAACUCGGCCCUGAUGGGAAAGGACAAAAAGGACAAAAAGGACAGAAAGGGACGGUUGGCCGGCCUGCCGGCAACAGUCGACGACUGGGAGGCAUGGGAGCUUGCCGACACGCUGGGCUCGCCCAACACGGCCAGUGCCUUGCAGUCGGCCUCGCCAGCCUCGCGGUGGGACUGGGGUGAUGUUGCACCGGCCACAAAACCGGCACCAGCACCAGCACCAGCACCAGCACCAGCACCAGCACCAGCACCAAAGCCCGUGCUUCCCAUUCCGCCCGCGAUAGCGAGCCCACCCGCGGCCAAGACGAUCCCCGACAGCGCCCCCCCGCCCACCAACGUGCCACCGCCGUCGAUCCUGCUGUCGGCGUUCCCGGCGCUGCUAGCGCUGCCGGACGAGAUGCUGCUGCGGCCGCUGGCCGGACAGCCGGCAGCGAUCCGCAGCCAGGUGCUGGGCGACGCGCGCACGAUUGCCUUUUUGCGCAGCUGUCUGCAGCUAGCCAUCGUGGCAGCGCGCAUCGUGGCCGGCCGCAAGCAGCGCUGGCACCGCGACCGAUUCCUGGCCCAGAGCAUGACCAUCUCGGCGGCCGGCAGCAGUCGUGGUGGCGGCAUGAAGCUCACCGGCGUCGACCGGGCCCAGGGCCAGCGCGAAGACAGCGAGGCUGCCGAUGUCAUCGCCGUCUGGCGCCGACAUGUCGGCAAGAUCCGCAGCGCCGUCGCCGUCGCCAAUGCCGCCAUCGCUGCGGCCAAUGCCGCCGGUCAGCUGCGCCACCAGCAGCCGCUGCGCAUCCCCGACCUACCUGCCGAGACGCUGCUGCCCGUCACUGUCGCCAAGAAUGUGCCGACCGCCCCCCGGCCCUGCGUCGUCUGCGGCCUGCGGCGCGACGAGCGCGUCCGCGGCGUCGACCCCGACGAUGUCCCCGACAGCUUCGGCGAGUGGUGGGUCGACCACUGGGGCCACCGCGCCUGUCGCAAUUUCUGGGCCGAACACGAGGCCGCACUGCGGUCACGGUGA
Messenger RNA from Grosmannia clavigera kw1407, 1935 nucleotides. Its product is annotated as serine/threonine-protein kinase ppk6. Lineage: Eukaryota; Fungi; Ascomycota; Sordariomycetes; Ophiostomatales; Ophiostomataceae. The transcript has a single exon. The record is from RefSeq and is a predicted model, not a curated record. Bases 1 to 1935 code for a protein of 644 amino acids.